AGUUCGCUGCCGGUUUCUCGUUUCUCCCCUCCGCGUGUGAAUGUGAAUGAACCAUCAUCAUACACGGGCAGCCGAAUUUUUACAUGUGGCGUUCGAAAGCUGAUGCAAUAGUAGCGGACCAAUAAUUUCUGUAAACAUGGCGGAAAACGACGACUCGGUAUUUGAUCCUAGCCUGCUGAAAAAGAAGAAAAAGAAGAAGACCACUUUUGAUGUAGAUGCAGCCAUGGCAGAGGGAUCUCCUACCGAAGCAGGUGACAACACUGACAAGGAGAACACAGAACCAGCUUCCUAUGCCGACAAUGUGGACUUGGAUAUGGAUGAUUUAGAAAGUUUCGGUAAAAAGAAGAAAAAGAAGAAGAAGCCAUUCAAUCUGGAAGAAUUAGACAGUGCGUUACCAUCAGAUACAACUGUGGUGGAGCCAAGUGAACCUGCUCAGGAAGAUGCUGUUGAAGAUAGUUUUGACUAUGAUAUGGACUUCAGCAAGACGAAAAAGAAAAAGAAGAAGAAGAAGGAUAUAGACGAUUUAGUUGCUGAAGAUGAGAAAGAAAAGGCUGAAGAAAAGGAAAAUGAAAAUGAGAACCAGACAUGGGGUGGCUCAGAUCGUGACUACACGUAUGAUGAGUUGCUGAAGCGUGUGUUUGAGAUUAUGCAUGACAAGAACCCUGAAAUGGCUGCAGGAAAGAAGCAGAAAUUUGUUAUGCGACCUCCCCAAGUUGUUCGAAUUGGUACUAAGAAAACAUCUUUUGCCAACUUUACAGAGAUUUGUAAAACAUUGCAUCGACAACCGAAGCACUUGUUGGAUUUCUUGUUAGCUGAAUUGGGUACUAGUGGCUCUGUUGAUGGAAAUAGUCAACUGAUUAUCAAGGGUCGUUUCCAACAAAAACAAAUAGAAAACGUUCUGAGACGUUAUAUUAAGGAAUAUGUUACAUGUCACACUUGUCGAUCACCGGAUACCAUUCUACAGAAGGAUACCAGGCUUUUCUUCUUGCAGUGUGAAACUUGUGGAUCCAGGUGCUCUGUUGCCUCUAUCAAAUCUGGUUUCCAGGCUGUCACUGGAAAGCGAGCUGCCAUCCGAGCGAAAACAACUUGAUGCUCUUAUGUUGUUUCCAAUUCCCCCUUCACUGUUUACAUCUACAUAUGACCUGUCAUAUCUGGGUAAAAGUCCUUCAUCACAAUCCAGUGUUAAGUGGCUUUGUAAAAAUCAUAAUUUAUUUUGUUUGUCAGAACAUAAUAAGUCCUUUUUACACAAGUGUGGAAACUGUUGUUGUUGUUUGCGGAUCUGGAGGAUCAGUUGUGUUGGUUGGUUUUUUUUUCCACUUUUAUUACUGUAUGAACUUUAUUGGUGAAAAAAAAAAAAGAUCAAGAAGCCAUCUCUGGGCAGAGAUUCACAUUUUGUAUGACAUUUUAAAUGUAAUUUUUGGUCAUUUCAAACCAGUAUUUGUAUUUUCUACUUCAAAAUUUGUGGAGGUUGGUGUUCAAAUGACGAGAAUUCUUUAAAAUAUAUUCAUGGUUCAUAA
Messenger RNA from Thrips palmi, 1517 nucleotides. It is a transcript of the gene eIF2beta, whose product is annotated as eukaryotic translation initiation factor 2 subunit 2. Gene Ontology annotation, molecular function: translation initiation factor activity; translation initiation factor binding; mRNA binding. The transcript has 7 exons. Gene Ontology annotation, cellular component: eukaryotic translation initiation factor 2 complex. The record is from RefSeq and is a predicted model, not a curated record. Lineage: Eukaryota; Metazoa; Arthropoda; Insecta; Thysanoptera; Thripidae. The coding region runs from base 137 to 1090 and encodes 317 amino acids. Gene Ontology annotation, biological process: translational initiation; formation of cytoplasmic translation initiation complex; formation of translation preinitiation complex.